UACGCGUGAGCGCAGAGGUGGACCUCCGUCAGCGGCUGCGCGUCUCUCCCCUAUGAGUCCGCACAGGUAACAUACGACAUACAGUGCGUGUUCAGUCUCUGACCCGUUUUCCUGCUGUCCUAUCCUAUCUGCUGUGCGCUGUGGACACUGGACCCCCUCCCUCCCCUCUUCCAUACCGCGCGGAGCUCGACGCGCGCAGGCACAACAGAUGGUGCGGUUCUACGGGCUGCAGGAGCGCACCAGUUUGACGCAGAAGUACUUUCGUUCCUCUCAAAUUCCCAGGGACGUUUAGUGUAAUAGGAGUGAGGGGUGGGGGGCGGGGCGGGGGGGUCUCCGAGAGCCAACUCGACUUGGACAGUCACUGGAUUCUACGCUUACAGGCGGAAUUUGCUGCCAAGGUCAGGAGCGGCCAUGCCGUUUGGCUGUUUAACAAUCGGGGAAAAGAAGGAUUAUAACAAUCCUUCAGAGGUGACGGAUAAAUAUGACCUGGGUCAGAUUGUUAAAUCGGAGGAGUUCUGUGAGAUAUUCAGGGCCAAGGACAAAACUACAAUGAAAAUGUAUACCUGUAAAAAGUUCGUGAAAAAGGAUGGAAGGAAAGUCCGGAAGGCUGCCAAAAAUGAGAUCGUCAUCCUAAAGAUGGUGAAGCAUCCCAAUAUUCUCCAACUGGUGGACAUCUUUGAGACCAAAAAAGAGUACUUCCUCUUCCUUGAACUUGCAACAGGCAGAGAGGUAUUUGACUGGAUUCUGGACCAAGGCUACUACUCCGAGCGAGACACCAGCAACGUGGUGCGCCAGGUGUUGGAGGCCGUCGCCUACCUCCACUCACUGCAUAUUGUCCACAGAAACCUCAAGUUGGAGAACUUGGUUUACUACAAUCGCCUGAAGCACUCUAAAAUAGUCAUCAGCGACUUCCAUCUUGCCAAGCUGGAGAGCCGGCUAAUUAAAGACCCCUGUGGGACACCAGAGUACCUCGCUCCAGAGGUAGUGGGCCGACAGCGAUACGGCAGUCCUGUGGACUGCUGGGCAACCGGUGUCAUCAUGUACAUACUGCUAUCCGGCAACCCUCCUUUCUACGAUGAAACUGACGACGACGACUUUGAAAACCAUGACAAGAACUUGUUCCGAAAGAUCCUGGCUGGCGAUUAUGAGUUUGACUCUCCGUACUGGGAUGAAAUCUCAGAUUCAGCGAAGAGUCUGGUUGCUCGCCUGAUGGAGGUGGAUCAAGACCUGAGACUGACAGCCCAGGAGGCUAUAAACCAUGAGUGGAUCUCCGGCGGUGCGGCUUCAGAUAAGAACAUUAAGGAAAAUGUGUGCGCACAGAUAGAGAAGAACUUCGCUAGAGCAAAGUGGAAGAAAGCCGUGCGGGUCACCACCAUCAUGAAGCGACUGAGGGCCCCCGAGCCCAGCCCUGCAGCCGGCGCCCCAGCUGACGCUGCGGCUCCCCAGGGUGCCACCGCCUCCUCUGCGCCUUCAUCUGCCGCGACACCCGAGGAGGCGCCUGCCGCCGUCACAGAGCUCCCUGCUGGGGCGGAGACAAGCCAACCGGCACCGGAGGCCGAGGAGCCACGGCAACCGAGCCCUGCGCCGCAGGAGGCCGAGCCCACAACGCCCUGUAACGGCGAGGCUUUGGCUGCGCUCCAUGCAGCCGCCGAGGGCGACGAAGAGCAGGGUUAGAACCCCCCCCCCCCCCCCCCCCCCCUGCCCAACCCCGCCCACCCGAACUCCCCUGACCUCUGAUCUCCCUGCCGACUCCUCCUCACUGUACAUUAGCUGCUAGCAUGGUGACACAGACGCCGCUUCAUUAGCAUCAUCUCAUGGAGGCUGUGUGCUACCUGUCCCCAGUGCUGGGUUACUUUUACACGUCAUGUGUCUUUUUUUCACUGACCCUGCGGUGUUUUUGUGUCAGAUUAUUUAAAUCUUGUUCAUAUCCACACUCUUGAGUUUUAGGGGCAAACGCUGUGGCUUACAGCUAAAUAGUUCUUUCUUAAUCUUCUCUUAGAGAGGAGGACGAGAGUGUGCUGCAAACAGCUUUUAUUCAUUUUUAAUGAGCCAACUUGAGAAACUUCUUACAAUUACAGUAUUUGUCCUUUGAAUCAGUGGAAAAGUAUUGCUUCUGAAACGUUUCAUUGUUCUGUGAUACUGAGUUAAUGCUGGUCCUCGCAUGGAGAAGAUCACAUAGUCCUGUUCCAGGGCCAAUAUUGUGAUCUCUCUUAAUUGUUCUUGUCCACACCAACGAGUCAUUGCCCGUUAAAAAAUGCUUGAUUGGUGACUGGUAGUCAUUGGGUAUUUUGAACUAGGCAGCUUCACACACCUGCACACACAAAACACUAUGUUCCUUUGCUAGCUUCCUGCUUAGGAACGAACCUCAUAGCUGUAGGAGUAAACAUUAUGUACAUAGAGACCUUUGUAGAAGUAGCCAAAACCGCAUGCAUUCCUACUUUUUACUGUCUAUUUUACAUUCGCAAAUACUUGGUGGAUAAAGACGCUCCACCGCCAAACUUCUCAACGUCUUAUUGCACGCCGCAGAGCGCUCGCCGAGGCUGAUGUUCUUUUCAAAAGCACACGAUACAUUGUGCUAUCCAUCGCGACUGUUUUAGCACCCUUGCCGUCAAUGUUUGUUAUGUGAAGAAGAAAAAAAAGUCAGCAUUAUAUAUGAGCUCUAUGCAUUCAAUUAAUUAAUAAUUUGUAGCUUUUCUUUUUUAGCAUCUUUAUUCAUCACGUCACAAAAAAGUGAAUUUGUUGGAUAGAUUUCCCUUUAAACGUAUGUGCUUUGGUUUAAAUGCCCGUUCUGUAAGGAUAUGGACUCAAAAUGCCACAUAUGUCUUAAUAUUUUGUUGUAACCGUAAAUCAAAAAGUUCAUUAACUGAUGUGAUCAAAAGGAAGCCACACACUGUUUUGACCUUGUGGUGACGACGGCCAUCUUUGCUGACCUGUGUUGUACUUGUACACACAGAAUAAUGUGAAUUAAUUGUUUGAUAUUUCUGAACUUAUUGUUAAUUCAUAUAUAAUAUUUAUUACCAUCAUUUUUUCUUUCUUUCUGUUUUUGUAGUUUUUUUAACACUUCAGCCAUGUAGUUUUCUCCUUAUACUUGAUGAACACUAAUAACAAUCUCUCCUGUCCUUUGGUCCCCUUGAGCAUUAAUAGCGAGCAACAGAAAGAGAUCUCUGUAAUUAUUAGAAGAAAUUGAGCAAUAUUCGACUGGCUGCAGAAACUGUGAUUCCUGGUGUCCAUUCCAUCAAGUCCAUGUAAGUAGAAGUCUAUCAUCCUUGCCAGCUGUCCGGCCAAGGCAAUUUUAAAGGACAGUUCCAAGGCAAUUUUAAAGGACAGUUCCAAAUCAAACGCACAUAUUGUAGAUAUUGAUCUACUUGCACGUAGUGCUACUCAUUCUAGAUUUGCUUUGGUGUGAGUUGCCUAGUUUUACAGAUGUCUGCCCCGUUUUCACUUGGCUUGUGGUUCUCAAUGCCCCAAAAUAUACAUUUGAACUCAACUGGAUUUUUUUUUUUUCUCCAGAAAGUGUGAUCCGGCUAAUCAAGGUGAUCUACUGACCUUGUUGUGAGCAGUGUAAAUUGUCACUACAGGGAGAAGAAAAAUGUAUAUUUUGGAAGGAAGUACUCCUUCCCAAAUAUACAUUUUCCUAACUUGUCAAAUACUGAUGGGUGGUCAGUGCCCCCUGGGGUCCAAUAACAAGCGUUAAAUGUCUGUAAGGGUCCAACUUGGCCUAACCCAUCUGCCUCAUUGUUAAGACAGUCAGAGCAACUGACGUAUCAUUAGUAAGGACAAGGUUUGUUGAGGAAGGUAAGGUUGAACAUUUCAGUCCAAUAGACUUUCACCCAGGAGACUGCUAUUUGUGUCCCGUCAACAUAUGACAUUUGACAUAUGUUACCUUACAUCAUUUAAAAUAUUAGAAUUAACUUACGCUAUGUAGACCUAUAUAUGUUACAUAGCAUGUGUUCUUAUAUGAACCCAAACCACAACGUUUGACUUUGCCUAACCAAGUAAUUUUGUUGCCUAAUCAUAAGCAGGAUAUACUAGAAACAAAGUGAAGCUUUUAUUGGAAGUUUACCUUGACGUACAUAUGUAAAAGAUGGAAACUGACCACAUGUUUUCAUUUUGAAAAAAAAAAAAAACUACUGACGCGAUAGAAAGCUCAUAGGGCAAAUAAUCAAGCCUCGAUAGGACAAGUUUGGCCGGAAAUAUGUUGGAUUACCUGAAUCAAAGGUUUUCAUCCCCUGGUCACAUGAAUGCAUUACAAUGCACUGAUUACAUUCCAUAUCCAAAGUAUAAUAUGUCAUGGAUGGUGUACGGCCACUUUGUCUGACACCACCCAAUCCGCUCUCAACGGUGAACACCGGUGAAUUUAUAUGAAAAUGUGCAUUUUAGAUGAAACCAAGCUUUGGAAUAAACUUGAUAUUUAAAAAUUGACUUUAUCAUACAUGUAUCUACUUUGAAAUGUGCUUAGAAAAACGGAUCAUUCAGAAUAUACAACUAUUUGAUUUCUCACAUUGUUUAUUAUAUAUAUUUAGAUUCUAGUAGAGGCUUAAACUGAAGAAUAUCAGAUAUUUUUAAGUAGAUUAUUUCAUGUUGUCUGUUUUCUUUGUUUAGAUGGCAAAUAAAUACAGUUUGAACACUGUUGCACAGUUUAAAGCAAGGCUUUCCUCUCCCCACCCCCACAAUACAUCCCUCACUGUAUUUAGUAUUCCACGUCUGUUCAUUUCGCCAUGCACUCCCAGGUGUAUUUGUAGAUGUGAUGUUUGCAAGGACCAGUGGUCACCUGUAGGUCCUGUCCUGUGAGCUCUGUAAUGUACACCUUGACUUAGUUGAUGACUUUAAUGGUAAAAAAAUAAAAUUCUACUUCAUCUCUUUA
This is a messenger RNA of Pungitius pungitius (ninespine stickleback), 4864 nucleotides long. RefSeq names its product caM kinase-like vesicle-associated protein. The record is from RefSeq and is a predicted model, not a curated record. Lineage: Eukaryota; Metazoa; Chordata; Actinopteri; Perciformes; Gasterosteidae. Gene Ontology annotation, molecular function: calcium/calmodulin-dependent protein kinase activity; calmodulin binding; ATP binding. Gene Ontology annotation, biological process: peptidyl-serine phosphorylation. The transcript has 11 exons. Gene Ontology annotation, cellular component: intracellular anatomical structure. Bases 412 to 1674 code for a protein of 420 amino acids.